Medicago truncatula (barrel medic) is the source of this 1101-nucleotide messenger RNA. RefSeq names its product U4/U6.U5 small nuclear ribonucleoprotein 27 kDa protein. The record is from RefSeq and is a predicted model, not a curated record. Gene Ontology annotation, biological process: RNA splicing. The transcript has 2 exons. NCBI's taxonomy places the organism in Eukaryota, Viridiplantae, Streptophyta, Magnoliopsida, Fabales, Fabaceae. Gene Ontology annotation, cellular component: precatalytic spliceosome. Bases 107 to 667 code for a protein of 186 amino acids.
UCAAAAGGCUUGUGAACUUACUUCCAAAAAAUCAAAGGGAGCAAAGAUGUAUAUUACAGGGUUUUGCACCAAAUUGAAUCAUGAACUCUAAACCCUAUCUUCCACAAUGAGCGACCGUGACCGCCACCGCGACAGAGAAAGAGAUCGAAGACGAGACAAAGACGACCGCGACCGUGACGUCGAUCGUGAUCGCAACCGUGAUCGCGACAGAGCACGCAGCAAGAGAUCCCGUACACGUUCACCGGACCGUGUACGCUCUCGUCACUCUCGCUCCCGUUCUCCCGUCGAUCGUUCUCACCGUCGACGCCACCACCGAACACCUUCUCCAGAUCCUCCUAGAAAGCGUCACCGGCGUGACUCCGUCGAUGACGAGCCGAAAGAACACAAAGAGACGAAGAAAGUGGUGUCUGACUUUGUUGACGGAAUCGCGAAGGAACAACAGCAGCAAAAGCAGAAAGAGAAUGGAGAAGAAGUUGAUGUGAACGAAGAUGAGAUCGAGAUGAUGAAGAUGAUGGGAAUUCCUGUUGGUUUUGAUUCCACUAAGGGAAAACCGGUACCUGGUGCUGACGUCAGCGGUGUUAGAGCGGUUACGAAACGGCAGCCUAGGCAGUAUAUGAAUCGUCGUGGUGGAUUCAAUCGUCCAUUGCCUGCUGAGAAGAAUCGCUAGGGUUCGCUUCGUUCUGUUUUUCCUAAGGUAAUAUCUUCUGGCGGCGGUUCAAUCUUUGGGUAGCCUGAAGGCAGAAACAGUUGGUGGAAACUAAAGAAGCAAGAUUGCAAGAGUUCCUCUUGUUUUUUUUGACACACUUGUUGUUUGUGUUGAAUUAAUGAUGCCCUUUGCUACCUUCAACUCAAUGUCCGUGUAAUUUUUUUGUAACGUCAAAUGUUAUUAGGUUAUGUUAGCUCAGUUGGUAUGGAUAAUGCAUAAUAUAUGCAAGGUCCAGGGUUCGAAUCCCGCCCACCAUCAAAAAAAAAGUUAGUAGGGUUUGAACCUUCUGAUUAGUACUCGUUCAGUGUUCCUCAACCCAUCAAUCGAGCUGACUGCUUGGGACCAAUGUCCUAUGUAAUUGACAUCAAACAUGUUUUAGUUUUUGUUCAACUAAA